AUGGGAACACAACGCGAAGAAAUAAAGAAUGCAAUAAUUUCAUUUAACGAACCAAACGCUGUGUUUUAUUCUGGACAACUUAUGAAAGGCAACUUGAAAUUUGAACUGAAUAAACCACUUCAUUAUAUUGCUAUAAACAUACAAUAUAUUGGAGAAUGUAAUGUUUUCUGGAUAGAGGAACAGAUCGAGGUAUAUAAUGGAGUGAAACAGAAGAAACACAUAAAGUAUGAGGGACGCGAGGAGUACUUUAACGUCGUACACUGUCUGAGUGGAGGGAGUGGUAGUACGUCUGUCCUGGCCACGGGACCACAUUCGAUCCCAUUCUCCUACCAGCUUCCAUCAAACAUUCCGUCAUCUUUCAAGGGUGAUAAAGGGACCGUCAUCUACAGUAUUAUAAUUAGUGUGCUAAUGACGGAAUUCACUAAACAAGAGAUCAGCGAGACGUUUGAUGUCAUAUCACCGGCAGAUUUGAAUCAGGGCGGCGAUGAUAUUAAGAAGCCAGUCAUCCUGAAUUUUGAGGAAACAUCGAGUUGCAACCUGUUCUGUGUUACAAGGCCAUUGUCUGUGGAAGUGAAGCUGCCAGCAUCAGGCUUCUGUCCCGGACAGACGAUACCCAUUACAGUAAAUGUCAAGAAUAAAACUAACUUGGAACUCUCUAAGAUAGUGUUUGAAAUAUCUACAAAAGAGCGAUAUCGCAGUCUUCACCCAGUAUCAGCGUUCAUACCCCCUGAAGAAGUAUUAGUGUCUAUUAAGAAAGGUCCCGUCUUUGCUAAAACAUGCAAAGAAUACAUGUGGGAGAUGAAAAUACCAGAAUUCAUAGCCCCCAAUUUAGAAAAGUGCAGUAUUAUCGAUGUCGGGUUCUUCUUCAAGGUAAAAAUAAAGACGUCAGGUUGUAUGGAUGAUAUGUACGACGAGUCUGAGAUCUGGUUGGGUCUCGUCCCGCUGGGGUCGUCGGGCGUGUCGUCCCACCCCCUGUCCGAGCGGCUGCCCAUCGCGUCCCUCCCCCCCGCGACCCCUCCGCCGCCCUACGAGUCUCCACAGAUGCCCCCCCCGUACAUACCGAACGUCCCGAACGUUCAGAUCUGUCCCCCCGGCCCCGUGCUCUUCCCUACUGUAGCCAACGUCGUAGAUAAAAGCCUCGCGUACGGCUCCAAGAGCAGCCCUUUGGGUGCUUUCGAGAUCGGCUUCCGACCCCCGGGAAGUUCCUCGAUGCCGGUACCAAGUCAUCCGUACCCGGAUUUCGAAGAUCAAGUUCAUCAGAGGCCAGAUAUAAAUCCCUACCCUGUUCCUGGUUCCAAUCCUCAAUACCCUGAACCAGCCGCUUCUGAUCCCUACUCCGUCCGCCCCUCCGCUCCGCCGCCGCCCUAA
Messenger RNA from Danaus chrysippus (African queen), 1368 nucleotides. The record is from the annotation of a GenBank genome assembly. Lineage: Eukaryota; Metazoa; Arthropoda; Insecta; Lepidoptera; Nymphalidae.